Kogia breviceps (pygmy sperm whale) is the source of this 341-nucleotide messenger RNA. The record is from RefSeq and is a predicted model, not a curated record. NCBI's taxonomy places the organism in Eukaryota, Metazoa, Chordata, Mammalia, Artiodactyla, Physeteridae.
GCCACGGCUCUGCGCUACCCAUGGCUUUGGGCCUCAACAAGGGCCACAAGGUGACCAAGGACGUGAGCAAGCCGAGGCACAGACGCCGCCGCUGGCGCCUCACCAAGCACACCAAGUUUGUGCGCGACAUGAUCCGGGAGGUGUGCUGCUUCACCCCUUAUGAGCGGCGGGCCAUGGAGCUGCUCAAGGUCUCCAAGGACAAGCGGGCCCUCAAGUUGGUCAAGAAAAGGGUGGGGACACACAUCCAUACCAAGAGGAAGAGAGAAGAGCUGAGCAAUGCCCUGGCCGCCAUGAAGAAGGUGGCAGCCAAGGGCUGAGCCCUUACCCUCUGUGCACAAUAA